Molecule: messenger RNA, 1295 nt
Organism: Drosophila hydei
Lineage: Eukaryota; Metazoa; Arthropoda; Insecta; Diptera; Drosophilidae
Exons: 1
Coding region: 224-1111 (295 amino acids)
Cellular component (GO): myosin II complex
Molecular function (GO): myosin heavy chain binding
Source: RefSeq, a predicted model, not a curated record
UCCAGAGCUAAGCCCGAGGAUCAUUCCACUUUCGUGUAGAUAUCAAAAUUCCGAACUCUCAAAAAUUUGUAAGCAAAACUUUUAAAAGAAAUAAAUUACAAAGGAACACAAACACAACACAAAGCGCCACAGUGAAAAGCAACUAACAAGAAGAAGAAGGUGAGGAAGUGGGAGAAGAGGAAGUAAAGAGCUAAUAGAAACAGCAAACAAAUUGCUGUCCAAAAUGCAGACGACGGGCAAAAAAUUUGAUGGCAGCUCAGGCCGGAGGUUAGCUGGCAGCUGUGGCUGUGCCGGUGGCGGCUGCGUAGGUCACCAUAGCGAGCACCCCUAUAAGGUAAGCCAUUUCUGGACCUGUGCCGAGCUGCUGCCACAGCUGCCGCAAGUGUCGAAGCUGCGCGACACGUAUCAGCUGUUCGUGCGAACCAAUGGCAACCAGUCCAUAGACAUACUGAACGUGUCCGAGUGUCUGCGCGCGAUGGGCGUCAGCUUCAAGGAGUCGCAUCUGAAGGCGUGCCUGGUGCAGCGUCUGCUGCGCUUUCCGCAGGUGAAGCCGCCGACACGCGUCAGCUUCGAGCUGGUACUGAGCAUCUACUGUGAGCUGAGCCAGGCGAACGAAAUUCCCAGCGCCAAGGUGAUGAUCAAUGGGCUGAGCUGCUGCGAUAUGCGUGGCACGGGCAUGCUGCCCUACGCCCAGCUGCAGCGCAUCCUGACCACUGUUGCCGAGCGGCUGAACGAGACGGACGCGUGCGCGCUGCUCGACACCAUGAAGGAUGCGAGCGGCAAUGUCAACUAUGUGGCACUCAUGGAGGCCUUGUUCGUCGAGGACAGCGAGCUGGCCGACAGGCUGCUGCAGGCGCGCCUCUAUCUGUCGGCGCUGGGCGACAAUGCCUGCCACAUGGACAUGCAGAAGCGGGACGAUUUCAUACGGGCGCUGCGACGGCUCGAUGGGCGCAAUACGGGCUACGUGACGGCCGAAAGGCUGCUGGAGCUGCUCAAUCAGACCGGCGAUCGUUUCAGCGUCGCCGAGCUGGCGGCCCUUACGCGGACCAUGGUCAAUUCCAAAAAGCAGAUCGAUUACCGUCGCUUCCUGCGGCUCAUUAUGAACGAGUGAGUGCGCGUGGUGGUAUGGUUGUGUGCGGGUGUGGGCUUAUGUAGUAGUUUCGUGUCGGAUUUCGAACGGAUUUCGGGUUAAAUUUUUUACCAUGUUACAAUUUUUAUAUAUACCUUCAUACAGUACUAAUUCUCUGCUGCGAAAAUACCCCGACACUAGGCUCAAUACUUCGGUUUUCAUAUUA